AUUGUCGGUUGUUCGGCAAUCGGUAGUUGUGGUCGUAUUCCCGAUUCGCGGCCGAAGACAGUAACUCAGUACAGCGUCGAGCGGCAAGAAGCGAUGGCUGCGCGUUAAGCUGAAAGUAUAUUAUUUGAACAUCGAACGCGGCUCAAUGAAAAUUCAUUACGAUUGUCAUUGAUUAUUUUUAUUAAAUAUUAAUACAAAAGCGUUUGAAUCGUUUCGGUGAUAUAGUGCAGCUUUUACGUGUUUCGAAAUAAGCUAUUUGUGUUCCCGAAUUUUGUUUUGGUUGCGCGUUAUUUCAGACGUUUUGGAAGAUUACUGAAAAUGGAUUUAGAAUUUCGAAAUCUCACUUACACGGUGCAGAGUCGUAUAGCUAAAGCAACAAAAAAGGUUGUCGUCAAAGGUGUCGACGGUAAAUUCACGUCGGGCCAACUGGUCGCCAUCAUGGGGCCAUCAGGAGCCGGCAAGAGUUCCCUUCUCAACAUCAUAUCCGGUUAUCGUUCAGCAGGAGUGACUGGCGAGCUCCUUGUGAACGGUCAGCCUCGAGACGAACACCAGUUCCAAAGAUCGUCAUGUUAUAUCACGCAAGAAGAUCUAUUGCAGCCACUUCUCACUGUCCGAGAGGCAAUGGAUGUCGCCGCUAAACUAAAACUACCCAGAGGUACCAAAGCUCCGUCCGAAGAAAUACUCCAAGAGCUCGGACUCUUGGAGCAUCAGAAUACAAGGACCGAUUCACUUUCGGGCGGACAGAAGAAAAGGUUAUCGAUUGCGCUAGAAUUAGUUAACAACCCACCAGUAUUCUUUCUCGACGAGCCAACUAGCGGACUAGAUACAGUCACUACUACACAGUGUGUAAAGUUACUUAAGCAACUGGCUCGACAAGGAAGAACAAUCGUGUGCACCAUACAUCAACCAGCGGCUUCGCUUCUCGAAUUCUUUGAUCAGCUCUAUAUAAUAGCGGAUGGAUACUGUAUAUACCAAGGCGAUACGGCAGCUAUGGUGCCCUAUCUUGAAAGUGUCGGUAUGCCCUGUCCCAGACAUCACAACCCUGCCGACUUCAUCAUCGAAUUAACAGAGAACCCGGCUACUGUUAAACUAUUGUCGCAAGAAAUACUUAACGGAAAAAUAUACAAAACCUCCAAAAUUGACCAGAACUGUACGGAACCGUUGCCACAGAUGCAACUAAAGGUGUGCUAUCAAGCCGAAGACAACGCACCAGAAACAGAAAUUAUGCUGACAAAUGAAAAGUGUGUUUACAAAGUACAAUCAUACAGUAAUACAGCUUCUAUGUGUUCACUGAGUAGUCAGCUGUCCGGAAUCAAUAACUCCUCUGCAUGGAUGAAGAUUCAAAAGCCUUCCGAUUAUGAUAUAUCGUAUUCCACUUCAUAUUUUGAUCAAUUUAGUAUACUUCUCAAGAGGAUGUUGCUGCAGAUCUCAAGGAAUAGGCAAGGGCUUUGGAUCCAACUAUUACAUCACUUGAUGUGCGGGCUUCUGAUAGGAGCAUGCUUCUAUAAUAUGGCCAACGACGGAACAGAGAUGUUUAACCACUUGAAGCUGUGUGUGGGAAUUGUGAUAUUCUUCGCGUACACGCAAAUCAUGGUCCCAGUUUUAGUUUAUCCACAAGAAGUUAAAUUAGUGAAAAAAGAGUAUUUUAACUGCUGGUACAGCUUGACUCCAUACUACGCCGCGCUCACAGUCUCAAAGCUUCCAGUACAACUGUUUUGUAACAUACUGUUCUCUACAAUAGUUUACUUCAUGGCUGGUAUUCCAUUCAACGUAAUGAGGUUCAUAACGUUCUGUGCCGUGGGGAACAUGGUGUCUUUAGUCUCCGAAGGAAUCGGCUUGGCUAUAGGAUCAGUCUUCAACGUCACGAACGGAUGCGCAGUCGGUCCGUCAGCGAUAGCGCCAUUCCUGGGGCUAGGAGUCUACGGAUUCGACUUUGCACACCAGAUCCCGCUCAUCAUGAACAUACUGAUGAAGCUGUCGUUUAUUCGAUGUGGAAUCGUCGCCAUGGUCCUCACGGUGUUCGGGUUCGGAAGACAGCCUCUCGAGUGCAGCGAGGUUUUCUGUCAUUUCGCUAAGCCAAACGUUCUAAUGCAGUAUUUAGACAUCGACAAAAGCUCAGUCUGGAUGGAAAUCAUGUUCCUCUUAAUAAUCAUGUUAGUGUUCAGGUCGAUGUGCUAUAUCAGUCUCAGGUGGAGGUUUGCGACGUGAACGUGCUUAAGUCAAUAAGUCGAUGUCGAAAAUGAAAAUUUUUAAAGGCCGAUACCAAAAGCAAAAGCAACGAAAAUUGAUUGAGCUAUAAGAAAGCCAAUGUUUUAUACUUAUCUGGAAUACUGUAUUAUGUUACGUCUCGCGAUAGACCGUUACAAUAGCACUCCAAUCAGAAAGAAAUAAUAGAUUUAGAAAAAGUUUUUUUUUUCUAGUUAUAAAUCGGUCAUUGAAUCCGUUUGAACAAGGGAUGGUGGUGUGUUUUUAUCACAGAUUAGUAUAAAUAAUAGUUACUAUGUUUUUUAUAGGACUUUCUUUCUGUCACUAGACGUACGCGAGAGUGCAAGGAUAGAUAAUACAAUUAAAAAAAUCGUAUUAAUGUUUUAUUAACGCCAUCUGCUUUUAUAGAGUAUUACUAAUUAGAUGUGGUCUUAGGUAUCUAAUUAUAUGUUUAAAUGCCAAUGCUAUACGUAUUAUAUUAUUGAAAUGAGAAAUAUAAUUUCCAGUGUAGCGCUAAACGCGUGUAGCGGAUGAAACAAUGCCAUCUGGUUGAUUUUUAUCGAUUUGUUUUGCAAAUGCCCACGGGAUUAUGGAACAUAAGUUAUACAUACAAUGCUGUAGCUAUUUACGGCGUAAGUACAAAACUAACAUGACAUGUGAUAAUGACAGAUAAGUUGUUUAUUAUAAAUCUGUAAAUAUUACAUACGAAUUUAAAUUAUUAGAUAGUUAUGAAAGGCAAGUUAGGUAAGGACGACCCGUUGAAGGUCCCUGGAAUUCGCUGGACUCGGUCAACGCGCGCUCCGCUGUAGAGGCCUUGGGGAGUGGGAGUCCUCUGUCCAGCGGCUGAGGGCUUUUUUUUUAAGGGAUUUUAUGACCUGGUAACUGAGACCUUUAAGUCAUGUCUUAUUUUAAUUUAUAUUCAUAUUUUUAUGAAAAAUGAUAAUAUGGAGUGAAAUGAAAUGAAAAUGAUUUAUUUGAGACGUUAAUCAACUGGGAUGAAAUUAAAUGAAAUGAGAUGAUAUGGAAUGAAAUAUAAUCUUAGUAAAAUGGUGGUCAUUUACUAAGAUUUUUUCAGUGGACUUUUUGGAGGAUCCCGAGAAGUUGCGUCCAGCGGCUUUGUUUCAUUUUCCCACAUUUGUGCACUUUCACAGAUAUUAAACAGUUAAUAAACCACCGUUAUUACACAUUUAAACCUGAAGAAACACUAAAUAGACAAAAUAAAACAAAUCACACAACUUCACUCCUCGCGUUCCCGCCAAAAAGUCCUGACGGCUGUAGGCUAAUGAUCAUAGAUUAUACACUUAAUAUUGAUCAUAGAUUGUACACUUAAUAAUAUUGACUAAUGAUGAUGAUCUUACGAAAGGCUGAAAGCAAUUUCAUUCUCAUUCAUGAUUAUUUUGUAAGCCUUUUUCCGUCAAUUGUGAUUAAUUAGAGGUUAUUGAUAACAACUUACUUUGAAAUUUGUAGGCAUCGUUUAUAGUAUUACAAAGUUUGCUUUUUUCUUGUUUAGAAAGUAUUAUUGUAUUUAACCUCUAUUGUGAAAGUGAGUUUAUAAGGCAUCCCGUUAUAUUGAUACUGUAUAACUAACUGAAAAUUAACCUAUAUCUAUUUAACUAGGUAGCUAUCACAUAAAGUUAAAACAACUUUCUAAAAACAUCACCAAAGACGUAUUUGUUUCUACAUCAACUUAAUAGUAAAAUAUGUAUUUAUCUUGCCUUGAUCACAAACGUGUAUGAGAAUGAUAAUAGAUUUAUUUCUGUAAGUUUUGUAAUUUUAUAAAAUUCAAGAAAAGAAAAAAAAAAAAUUUAA
Molecule: messenger RNA, 4014 nt
Organism: Bombyx mori (domestic silkworm)
Lineage: Eukaryota; Metazoa; Arthropoda; Insecta; Lepidoptera; Bombycidae
Product: ATP-binding cassette sub-family G member 1
Exons: 10
Coding region: 319-2208 (629 amino acids)
Biological process (GO): transmembrane transport
Cellular component (GO): membrane
Molecular function (GO): ABC-type transporter activity; ATP hydrolysis activity; ATP binding
Source: RefSeq, a predicted model, not a curated record